Molecule: messenger RNA, 672 nt
Organism: Marasmius oreades (fairy-ring Marasmius)
Lineage: Eukaryota; Fungi; Basidiomycota; Agaricomycetes; Agaricales; Marasmiaceae
Exons: 5
Coding region: 1-672 (223 amino acids)
Source: RefSeq, a predicted model, not a curated record
AUGGUCGAAAUUACAAUCCGAAAACGGCCACGCACGGAGGCAGUCAUCACUCAAAGAAAAUUUUUCAAGAAGACCGCCAGGGGAAAGGUUAUUAAAGUACUUCGCGAACGCUACCUCAGAGACGACGUUGCUUGUGGAAUUGAGGGCUGCAGAGAAUGUCCUACCACAUCUGAAGAAACUUUACCUGUUAAUGGUGACCAGAGACACCAAUUGUAUCCGAAUGGACAUAUCGUCUUACCGGACACGAACGUAUUCCUUGCCCAAAUGGAGCUAGUCGAAUCAGAUUUGUUCAGCCCGCCGAUCAUACUUCUACAGACUGUGCUCGAGGAAGUCCGACAUCGUUCGCUGCCAUUAUAUAACCGUUUGAAGGCUUUAACCAAAGCGGAUGACAAGCGGAUAUGGGUGUUUUAUAAUGAAUAUCGGUCAGAAACAGCGAUCAUACGAGAAGAGAACGAGACACCCAACGACCGGAACGACCGAGGCAUUAGGAAAGCUACGGAGUGGUAUAAUACACAUAUCUCCCUUACGCGACCACCAGUCCGAGGAAGACCUCCACCCAAGCUUCCCACUGUCGUCUUAUUAACGGAAGAUGCUGGGAAUCGUCAAAAGGCUGAACAAUCAGGUAUAGCGACGAUUUCAGGCGAGUACACCAGCUCGACUCGACUUCACUGA